Macrobrachium nipponense is the source of this 853-nucleotide messenger RNA. RefSeq names its product elongation factor Ts, mitochondrial-like. The record is from RefSeq and is a predicted model, not a curated record. NCBI's taxonomy places the organism in Eukaryota, Metazoa, Arthropoda, Malacostraca, Decapoda, Palaemonidae. Gene Ontology annotation, cellular component: mitochondrial matrix. Gene Ontology annotation, molecular function: translation elongation factor activity. The transcript has 3 exons. Gene Ontology annotation, biological process: mitochondrial translational elongation. The coding region runs from base 278 to 562 and encodes 94 amino acids.
GCAAGUAUUGAAAUCAAUUGUAAUGUUUGCGUAACAUCGAGACUGUCACUGGACCACGAACACUUUUGGAAAAGAAAUUGUUAAACAUUUAAUAUAAUUUUAUAUUAUUAUCAUAAAGAAUGGCGACUUUAUCGUUGCUACGUUUACAUGGAAUAAGGAUGGGAAGCAGUAGAUUUUUUCAUGUGACCCAGAGAUUGGCAGCUGUAAACAAAAGCAACUUGGCUAAGCUCAGAAAGCAAACAGGCUUUUCAAUUAGCAACUGUAAAAGGCUUUGGAGAUGCAUAAUAAUGAUUUAACUAAAGCUGAGGAGUGGCUGCAUGCAGAAGCUCAGGCACAAGGAUGGGCCAAAGCUUCUAAAUUAUCUGGUCGGGUUACUACACAAGGGCUUGUGGGAGUUCACAUUGAUGGUCCAGUUGGUGCUCUGUUAGAAAUAAACUGUGAAACAGAUUUUGUUGCACGUAAUGAACAGUUCAAGGCAAUAGUAGCCCAGGCAGCAAAGGAAUGUGCUCUGAAUGCUGCUAUAUGUCAGCAGGAUACUUUAAAAAAAGUAAGUUCGUUUUAGUAUAUGUAAGUCAAGUUUUACAAAUGCAUUUAUUGCUAGUGGUGACUGGGAAUUCAGUAAAGAAAAUUUCAUUUCUGUGUUUAGCUCUACAAUAGUUAACUGUUGUUUAUGUGGUGAGUGCACUAGCUGAAGCUGCCAUAUGUAGUCUGGUAUUGUUAGUCCUUUAAGUAUCUGCUUGGGUAAAUAUGUUUGUUUUUACUUAAAGCACAAGAUAACUUUUGGAGCUGCUGAAUGAGUGUGUCAAUUCUUUUGUCAGUAGCAAAAACUUAAUCAAUAGGCCGAUUCCACCUU